This is a messenger RNA of Coturnix japonica (Japanese quail), 1907 nucleotides long. It is a transcript of the gene DOK2, whose product is annotated as docking protein 2. The record is from RefSeq and is a predicted model, not a curated record. Gene Ontology annotation, biological process: positive regulation of MAPK cascade; cell surface receptor protein tyrosine kinase signaling pathway; Ras protein signal transduction. Gene Ontology annotation, cellular component: cytoplasm. Lineage: Eukaryota; Metazoa; Chordata; Aves; Galliformes; Phasianidae.
GGGUGACAGGGGGGCAGCUGCAGAUGGAUGCACCGGGCUGCAGGAUGGAGGAGGCGGUGGUGAAGCAGGGCGUGCUGCACCUGCAGCUGCAACAGACCUUCGGCAAGAAAUGGAAGAAAUAUUGGGCCGUCCUGUACCGGGAAACCCCUUGUUCCACCGCCCGCCUGGAGUUCUUUGAGAGUGCAGAUAAACCUUGGAAGGGUGAGAGCAGCCGGCGGCUGGUGAAGCUGAGUGACUGCGUCCAUGUGGCCGAAGCGGGGGGCGAGGUUGGAUGCCCCCGAGCUACGGCCCCAUUCCUAUUGGAGACCACCGAGAAGCGUUAUCUCCUGGCGGCUGAAGGGGGAGAGGCGGAGGAGUGGGUGAGGAGGCUGUGCCAGCUGGCGUUCCCGAGGAGCCAGGAGGAGCAGGCAGUGGGGAAGGACAGACAGCUGAGCUCCGACGGCGACUUCUCCGUGGCUGAAAACUCCCUGUACAGCUCCAGGGGCAAAGGAGUGGAGCAAGACUUUGAGGUGACGUUGAGGGCCACCGAGUCCUCGGAGCGCUGCCGCCUGCGGGGCCGCUUUGUGUUGAGGGCAGGAGAGGAAGCCUUGGAGCUGCGGGGUGUGCAGAGCAGGGAUGUCCUUUACAGCUGGCCCUACCGCUUCCUCAGGCGCUUCGGGAGGGACAAGGUGACCUUCUCCUUCGAGGCCGGCCGGCGUUGUGCCUCAGGUGAAGGGAACUUUGAGUUCGAGACCAGACAAGGCAACGAGAUCUUCCAGGUGAUCGAAUCAGCCAUCGCCAUGCAGCGGGAACGGGGCGGCAAUGGGGACGAAGGCACAAGGCCACACCAACAAACCCAGCUCCCCGAGCGGGUUCAGGAGGAACACCACGCUAAGAGCAUCUACAGCCAACCCUGCAGCCCCCUGACCCACAGCACCACAUUGGCCGGGCCCAAAGCCCCAGAGAAGGGCACGAGGGGGGAUGCUGUGGGUGAAAUGGAGUACGCCGUCCCCUUUGAUACCAUCGCCAAGUCGCUGAUGGUCGGUAAAUUCGGGAGCAUCCUCCAUGGUCCUGCUGAUGCUCCAGACCCAUUGUAUGACAGCAUCCAAGAGGCAGGUGGGCAUCCUCCGUUGCCUCGUCCCCGCGUUAAACCGGAGCACAUCUAUGAUGAGCCUGAGGGUGUGAGCAUCCACACUGUCUACGAUGAGCCCCAGGAGGUGAAGGGCGAAGCGUGGAGGCUGCAGGCAGCCCCUGAGGAGCCUUUGGGGCACCAAUAUCCCUAUAACCCACAGCGGGACGACUACGCCGUGCCCAAGAGAAACGUCCCAUCAAUGCAACAGGGCAAGGAGUGGCUCGGGGACACCGAGUACGACAACGUGGUGUUCCAAUUAGCCAAGAAGAGGAACAAGCAAUGAGAGACCAUGGCCAGCUGUGCACAUCUGGACAGCUGCGGCCGCUGGAGGGCACUGCACACCCACACUAUGGGGUCGGCACUGCCAGGCUCAGGAACAGGGCACGGUGCAACCCAGAACUUGGCAAAGCAUCGUCCCAAAGGGACCCAUAGCAAAAAGGUGGAGGACCCAGGGGUGCACAUCCCUCAAUGUAAGAGCUGGGUGGUGGUGAACAUCCCCAACCCAUCUCCAUCCCAUGCACAAUGCACAGCGUAAGGACCAAGGCAUGCAAGCCGUAGUGGCAGCAACGCACAGCUCUGAGGUUGCACAUUGCACGCUACAAGGGCCAGCUUGCAAGCAGUGCAGGGAUGCACAUUGCACCCCAUACAGGUCGCUCUGUUGCUCCCUGCCAUGUCCCUGCAAUGAGGAUCGUUCCCCAUCACCCCUACAGCUCUUCCACCCAAAGCAAAGCAAAAGCCAUGAAUUAUUUAUGCUCGCUCUCACUCAAUCAAAUAAAUGGUGAGGUGCUUGAGUUAA